Rhinichthys klamathensis goyatoka is the source of this 2217-nucleotide messenger RNA. It is a transcript of the gene dgkb, whose product is annotated as diacylglycerol kinase, beta. The record is from RefSeq and is a predicted model, not a curated record. NCBI's taxonomy places the organism in Eukaryota, Metazoa, Chordata, Actinopteri, Cypriniformes, Leuciscidae. Gene Ontology annotation, cellular component: plasma membrane. Gene Ontology annotation, molecular function: ATP-dependent diacylglycerol kinase activity; calcium ion binding. Gene Ontology annotation, biological process: intracellular signal transduction; lipid phosphorylation; diacylglycerol metabolic process.
GCUGGUGGAUCUUAUUCUGGAAUGUAAACCGAGGCAGAGGAACACUGGGCAGCAUGUCUAAUGAAGAAACGUUCGUCACUUUGAGCCCGAACGAAUUCUCUCUUCUUCAAGACUAUGCACACUACACAACGAAGAAACUAAGAGAUGCUCUCCAGGAGUUUCACGGAGAUGGGAUUCUGGCCAAGUAUAAUCCUGAAGAGGUGACAACCAAAGGCGAACCUCUCGGCACAAUCCAGCUGAAGGAUAUGAUUUGCUACCUCUCUCUCCUGGAGCCAGGCGGACGACCAGAAGACAAACUAGAAUUUAUGUUUCGGCUUUAUGACACUGAUGGGAACGGGUUUUUAGACAGCUCUGAACUAGAGCACAUUAUCUCUCAGAUGAUGCAUGUUGCAGAGUAUCUGGAUGACGUAACAGAACUGAAGCCAAUUCUGAAGGAAUUGAUGCAGGAGAUUGACACUGGGAUGGUUUCUCUUGAAGAGUGGGUCCAGGGGGGCUUGACCACCAUUCCUCUGCUAGUGCUGCUGGGACUCGAAAAUAAUGUAAAGGAUGACGGGCAGCAUGUGUGGAGACUGAAGCACUUCAGUAAACCUGCAUAUUGUAACCUGUGUCUGAAUAUGUUGAUUGGAUUGGGGAAGGAAGGCCUGUGCUGUUCCUUCUGUAAGUGCACCGUUCACGAGAGAUGUGUGGCUCGAGCCCCCCCGUCCUGCAUCAAAACAAACGUCAAAUCCAAGAAAAACACAGAGAUUAUGCAUCAUUUCUGGCUUGAGGGAAACUGUCCAAGCAAGUGUGAUAAGUGUCACAAAACCAUCAAGUGUUACCAGGGUCUUACGGGUCUUCAUUAUGUCUGGUGCCAGAUUACUCUACACAACAAGUGUGCUUCACACGUCAAACCCGAAUGUGACUGCGGACCACUGAGAGAUCACAUCCUUCCUCCAAACACUAUAUGUCCUGUAGUACUGGUAAUAUCUCAUAUUUCUUUUCCUGAGAGACAGUCUACUGUGAGAAAAGACUCCAGCCAAUCAAGAGGCCGGGGGGAAAUACAAAGGACCAAUUCUGUGUCAGUGGAUGGACAGGGGCUACAGAUUACGUCAUCACAAGGAACUCAUCCACUGUUGGUUUUCGUCAACCCUAAAAGUGGAGGCAAACAAGGUGAAAGGAUCUUCCGAAUGUUCCAGUACCUCCUGAACCCCCGUCAAGUCUACAACCUGGCCAAGAACGGCCCCAUGCCCGGCUUAAAUUUCUUUAGAGAUGUUCCAGACUUCAGAGUCUUGGCCUGUGGUGGAGAUGGUACCGUUGGAUGGAUUCUUGAUGAAAUAGAUAAAUGCAACUAUGAACAGAAUCCUCCUGUGUGUGUACUUCCUCUCGGCACAGGAAAUGACCUCGCAAGGUGCCUGCUCUGGGGUGGAGGCUACGAUGGAGAAAGUCUUCUGCAGAUUCUCAAGGACAUUGAGAACAGCACUGAAGUGAUGUUGGACAGGUGGAAGAUUGACAUCACUCCCCUAGACAAAGACGAAGGAGGAGAUCCAGCCCCGUACAGCAUCGUGAACAAUUACUUCUCUAUUGGCAUGGAUGCAUCCAUCGCUCAACGAUUCCACAUUAUGAGAGAGAAACAUCCAGAAAAGUUUAACAGCAGGAUGAAGAAUAAGCUUUGGUACUUCGAGUUUGGCACCUCGGAAACCUUCUCAGCAACUUGCAAGAAGCUGCAUGAUUAUCUUGAGGUGGAGUGUGAUGGUAUCACCCUGAACCUCAGCAACAUCUCAUUGGAGAGCAUCGCCGUCCUGAAUAUUCCCAGCAUGCACGGCGGUUCCAACCUAUGGGGAGAGACCAAGAAACGGAGGGGUCACCGUAGAACAGGGAAGAAGUCUCCAGAAAAGAAGAACAAACAACUAAUUUUUGCUGUCCAAGAAAGAUCAAUUGAUUGGGGAGAAGGCGACCGUGAGCCCAGGUUCGGACCAGAGAAGGCACUUAGCCCGGGCGCCUUGCUGGUGGUUUUGAAAGCCUUUGUAGAUACGGCUUCAUCUGAAGGAGCUCUGAAGAUUGACAGAACCAUUAAACCCCUCCCUAUGCAAAUAGAUGGAGAGCCAUGGAUGCAAAGCCCAUGCACUAUUAAAAUUGUGCAUGAGAAUCAGGCCCGUAUGCUGAUGGGCCCUUCACAAAGCUCUGGCUGCUUCUCCGUCUUUCGACGCGACCGCAGAGAGAGCAAAGACUGACAGUCGA